CGCCCUGGAUCGUCCCGACAGCGGCGGUGUUACCGACCGAUUUUGCGAGAGUGAGCACGCGGAAAAGAAAGGAAUGAGGAGAUUCACCCGGUGACCUCGGUGCCACGCGCGGUAAUGCUACUGGCAAGCGGUAUCGCCUCGAUACCGACCAUCGCCGGCACUGUCGAGGAGGAAGAGUACGUACGUAGCGAGGCGAACAGCGCGCAUUACGAUGGAUACAUUACCGAUCACACUGAUCUCGCCUCGGAGAUCGAUAUCGACGAGUCCGAGUACAGGCGGGAGCUACUUAAUGAUAAAUGGCGAAUGCUCUUCGACAAGUUUGAUCCGGAGGGUUUCGGAGAGAUACCGUUGGAGGACUUCUUGGUAGCUCUGAGGAGUCCCGAAUGGAAGGCGGAGAUACCGACCAACAAACGUGACAUACUUCUCACCAGAGCAAAGGAGUCGCGUGUCCAGGCAGUGACUUUCCAGGAUUUCGUCAAUGUGUUAGUGGGCAUGAAAGAUGCACAAAAUCUGAAUUUAUUUACUAACCGAAAACUGAGCAAUAAUUGGAUAAAGAGACUAUUCAAUUGA
Messenger RNA from Dinoponera quadriceps, 570 nucleotides. RefSeq lists its product as uncharacterized. NCBI's taxonomy places the organism in Eukaryota, Metazoa, Arthropoda, Insecta, Hymenoptera, Formicidae. The record is from RefSeq and is a predicted model, not a curated record. Bases 115 to 570 code for a protein of 151 amino acids. The transcript is spliced from 5 exons.